Neurospora hispaniola is the source of this 668-nucleotide messenger RNA. RefSeq lists its product as uncharacterized. The coding region runs from base 135 to 359 and encodes 74 amino acids. The record is from RefSeq and is a predicted model, not a curated record. The transcript has a single exon. NCBI's taxonomy places the organism in Eukaryota, Fungi, Ascomycota, Sordariomycetes, Sordariales, Sordariaceae.
AUGAGAAUGAACACGUUACCAGUUGAGCGCACACCGUACAUAAGUAAAUUUGAUCUUACAAAAGGGAAAACCCAAAAAAAUAAAUUGAAGAAAAAGAGAAAAACUGGGAGCAUAAUAGACGACUCAUCCCUGAAAUGACCGCACUACAGCAACAGAUUUGGAACGGGCCACAACCGUUACCGCUCCAUGUCUUGGUAUAUCUACCCUCUAAUACUGCUGUAGAGGGCAUGAUAGUUGUGCUGAAGGGUUUAUCGCACGGCUCGAGACUGAUGGCGGUCAAAAGUCGAGAUGGAAGUUUGAGUGGUCAAUCUUGGGGCGUUGGUGGGAAGGCACAAAAGGGAAACAUACAAGUCCCUUAGAUGAUCGACUCCAGACGGCUUGCUGCAACUCUUCCUCGUCCUAAUCCUUUCCAUUCAUUUUUCCCUCAUACCCUCGAAUAGGCCCCUGGUCGUCCGGCCUUCAUCGGAAGAAGGGCACCGAUUCUUGAAAUAGUUUUGUCAACUCGCUCGUCUGUUGCGCGUUGUUCAUGAGCAGAUGACAUCGGGCAUUCUGAGUUUGGUCAACUAGUUUCAGUUUCAAGAGGCGAUAUGGAAUUAAGGACGCGGAGUUCGCAGUUGUGAUUCUUCUCGGUGGUUUUCCUUUAGUAGAGAAACAGCUUCAAGGUAUUU